Callorhinchus milii (elephant shark) is the source of this 1263-nucleotide messenger RNA. RefSeq names its product chromosome unknown C9orf64 homolog (gene qng1). NCBI's taxonomy places the organism in Eukaryota, Metazoa, Chordata, Chondrichthyes, Chimaeriformes, Callorhinchidae. The coding region runs from base 110 to 1132 and encodes 340 amino acids. The record is from RefSeq and is a predicted model, not a curated record. The transcript has 5 exons.
UCGGGGAUAUCGAAAGCGAAGAAGGGAGAUCCUGAUUUCUGUGUUUCUUUGAAACCAGCGUUGCUGUGUUUGUGUUGUGUUUCGAAGAUUGAUCAGAGGAGAAAAAAAAAUGGAAUGUUUUCUGAUGCCGAAAGAAUCUGGAAAAUUUAUAACUGACAGAAGCAAAGAUGUCCUUGUUUUAGAAGAAGGAGUGCGAAAAGUUGCUGAAAUGCUAUAUGGAAAGAUAAAUUCGAAGGAAUUUGAUCCAACGGGUUGGAAGUCGCUUCAUGAAUUGAACCCACAAGUGAUGAAUGAGGAUUCUAUCAACUGGGUGUUUGUCGCAGAUACCCUCAAUUUUUCGUUUUGGUCUGAAAGCGAAGAGCACAAAUGUUUGGUUAAGUACAAAGGCAAAAUGCACAGUGGUUAUUGGUCUCUCUGUGCUGCUAUUAACCGAGCACUAGAUGAAGGCAUUCCAAUCACCAGUGCAUCAUAUUACUCCACCAUGACACUGGACCAGCUGAAGCAUGUGCUACGCUCGGACACUGAUAUCCCAAUGCCACUCAUUGAAGAACGCCACAGAGUGCUUAAAGAGGCAGGGCACAUUUUGCUGGAGAAGUUUGAUGGUUCAUUCCUUAACUGUGUUAAGGAGAGUGGAAAGAGUGCCCAGAAGCUGCUGCAGCUUGUGGUGGAGAAUUUUCCUUCUUAUAAGGAUGUAGCUACAUUUGAGGAUAAGAAAAUUGCAUUUUACAAGAGAGCACAAAUCCUUGUAGCGGACAUCUGGGGCUUACUGGAAGGAAAAGGGGAUGGUUCGUUCAAUGACAUAGGUAGUUUAACCAUGUUUGCAGACUACAGAAUCCCUCAGGCACUUGUCUCCUUGGGAGCCAUGAAGUAUUCAGAGGAACUAAUGAAGAAAUUAAAACACGGUGUGCUCUUCCAAUCUGGGGAACGUCUGGAGGUAGAGAUCCGAGGCUGCUCCAUCUGGUGUGUGGAACUGAUAAGGGAUUACAUGCUGCAUCUUGGAGCACAAAAGGGGGAUACGAUUGAAAACCUCAAUGCUGUUCUGAUUGAUUACUACCUGUGGGAUUAUGCGCGAGAGCACCGAAAAGAUAUGGCAAAUAUUCCCAUCCAUCGAGUACGCUGCAUCUUCUAUUAGACAACAUGCUUUCUGAGAAAUCUCUUUACUAAAAAGACCAUUAUUUUUAAUUUGGCAAUUAUCACAAUCUGCAAACUCAAUUUAAUAAAAUGAAGGAUUUUUUUAUAGAUUAAAAUUGUACUUUGGAUCAA